Messenger RNA from Rhinolophus ferrumequinum (greater horseshoe bat), 707 nucleotides. It is a transcript of the gene RBP2, whose product is annotated as retinol binding protein 2. Gene Ontology annotation, biological process: fatty acid transport. Lineage: Eukaryota; Metazoa; Chordata; Mammalia; Chiroptera; Rhinolophidae. Gene Ontology annotation, cellular component: cytosol; nucleus. The transcript is spliced from 4 exons. Gene Ontology annotation, molecular function: fatty acid binding. Bases 73 to 477 code for a protein of 134 amino acids. The record is from RefSeq and is a predicted model, not a curated record.
UCAUUUCAACCAUUCUCUGCAUCUUGCUCCUUGACAGUCACCACACGCCCACGGUAACCAGAAGCUACCACCAUGACAAGGGACCAGAAUGGAACCUGGGAGAUGGAGAAGAACGAAAACUUUGACGGCUACAUGAAGGCCCUGGGUAUUGAUUUUGCCACCCGCAAGAUCGCAGUAUGUCUGCAUCAGACAAAGAUCAUCGAUCAAGACGGCGAUAACUUCAAGACGAAAACCAACAGCACAUUCCGCAACUAUAACUUGGAUUUCACUGUUGGCGUGGAGUUUGAUGAGUUCACCAAAGGCUUGGACGACCGGCAUGUUAAGUCGCUGAUCACCUGGGAAGGUGAUGUCCUGGUGUGUGUGCAGAAAGGGGAGAAGGAGAACCGCGGCUGGAGGCAGUGGGUUGAAGGAGACAAGCUACACCUGAAGCUGACAUGCGGUGACCAGGUGUGCCUUCAAGUGUUCAAAAAGAAGUGAUGGCCAUGAGCAGACCUGCAGAGCAUGUGCUCCACACUCCCAGUGAAGAGUUUUUCCUGGCUUUGGGAAGCAGCCACGGGGAACCUGAGUCCUGACAGAGCCCAUUAAGGCAUCUGGAUGGAUUUUAAACUAAAUGAGUGUGUAACAGUGACAAAUGUAUUCUUCCUUCUUUGAAACCUGGCAUUAAAUUAAUUAAAAAGCAAAAAUCAUUCCCCUGCUUUGAAACCUUU